AUGUUUGCGUGCUGCAGUGCCAGUCACUCCACAGCUGAAACGAAAUCCAACAAACCGAACGGACCAAACAAAAUGCCCCCGCCGCCGCCACCACCUCCACCGCCAAAACCAACAAAUAACACCGAUGGAUCCAACACCGUUGGUGGUGCGGCAUCUGCACUCUUUGCGGAGAUUCAAGGCGCUGGCGAUAAUAUCACCGCACGCCUGCGCCACGUGACGGAUGACCAAAAGACAUAUAAACAGAAUGUCCGCCACGGUGAAUUGGACUUCUCUAAACUUGAUGCCAAGAAGGCAGAGGCAGAAGCACGACGCCAACAACAACAACCCGCUAAGUCUGCAGAAGUUGAGGCACCUGUACUACAGUUGGAGGGUGAUAAACGAUGGGCGGUAAAGCACCAGAAGGGUACCAGUAAUGAACCCAAACGUAUCACUCUCGACAAGGUAAACAUGCGACAUGCUGUGCAGAUCCACAAUUGCGAGUAUGUUAUGGUGGAGAUUACAGGAAAGGUGAAUUCUGUCUCACUUGUGGCCUGUAGCCGUGUACAUGUUGUGCUUGACAGUGUUGUGGCAUCACUGGAGGUUCUUAAGAGUAAUGAUAUUGAAGUGCGUGUACGCCGUGCGGUGCCCACCGCUGCGGUGGAGAAGAGCACAUCCGUCACGUUGUGUCUGCUGGACCGCAGUGCGGCCCUAGAGACCUCCAUCGUCACUGCCUGUAGCACCGCCGUGAAUGUCAGCGUGCCGGAGUCCGACAAGAGUGACGCCGAUCUCGUCGAGCGGCCGGUGCCCGAGCAGUUUGUCUCGCAUGUCGUGCGGGAUAAGCGUGGCGGAUAUGCAAUUGAGACAAAACCGGCCGAGGGUGUUUGA
Messenger RNA from Trypanosoma theileri, 864 nucleotides. Its product is annotated as putative G-actin binding protein, putative,CAP/Srv2p. Gene Ontology annotation, molecular function: adenylate cyclase binding; actin binding. Gene Ontology annotation, cellular component: cytoplasm. The coding region runs from base 1 to 864 and encodes 287 amino acids. The record is from RefSeq and is a predicted model, not a curated record. Gene Ontology annotation, biological process: regulation of adenylate cyclase activity; cytoskeleton organization. NCBI's taxonomy places the organism in Eukaryota, Euglenozoa, Kinetoplastea, Trypanosomatida, Trypanosomatidae. The transcript has a single exon.